AUGACUGAUGAAUUCAAUCGAUAUUAUAUCAAAAUUCGAGCUAUUUUGGGAAUAGAUUCAAAAACAAUCUUUGACGAACUUACAGAGGCAUUGGGACCUGAUGCUCCAUCACAUCCAACAGUCAGAAGAUGGGCGAAACGUUUUCGUGAAGGGAGAGACGAUGUCACUGAUGAUCCUCGAUCUGGUCGUCCGAUUUCGGUACUUACAGAUGAAAAUGUUGAACGCGUUCGACAAGUUAUCGAAGAUGAUCCACACUCAACUUAUGAUGAUAUUAUGGGUGAGACUGAUCUAUCACGUGGUACAAUAGAACGAAUUAUUCAUGAUCGUCUAAAGAUGAGAAAAGUUACAUCACGUUGGGUUGCUCAUCAACUUACUGACGAACAAAAACAAAAACGACUUAGAAUUUGUCGUCAAAAUUUAGAGAAAUUUAGAAAUGGAACAUGGCAUUUAUGUGAUGUUAUUACUGGUGAUGAGACAUGGAUUUAUCACAGGCAGAUUGGUCGAAAGUCAAGCAAUGCUACUUGGGUUGGCGAAAAUGAACUACCAAGAACCAUUGUUCGUCGGAAUAGAUUUGAACCUAGAACACUAUUUUGCUUCUUCUUCAAAUCCACUGGUUCUCUUCUCAUACACAAAGUAGAUAAGGGCAAGACAAUCGAUUAUGACUACUAUAUUGAUAAUUGUCUUAUUCCUGUUAUCAAUGAAAUAAGAAAAAAGGAAAAGUCAUCACGUACUACAUAUAAAAUGCUUCAUGAUAAUGGUCCUCCUCAUACUCAUCCAGAUGUUAUUGAUUAUUUAAUGGAGGAAGAAAUCGAAAUCAUUCCACAUCCACCAUAUUCACCAGAUCUUGCACCGUGUGACUUUUGGCUAAAUGAUUAUAUCAAGAACAAGUUGACGGAUCAAACAAACGAAGAAUCAUUAGGUCAAGAGGUUUCCACCAUAGUGAAGAAUAUUCCAAUAAACGAGUUUAAAAAGACUUUCGAUAAACUGUUAGAAAGAAUGAAACUUUGUAUCGAAAAUAAUGGUGAUUAUUUUGAGCAUUUAAUAAAAUAAAAUAACGAAUGUCUCUUCGUUUCUGUAUUGUGGUUUUAUGUUGGCAUGAUCUUUUCUUGGCUAUAAAUACUAUAGAUUUAGUCUGAAAGGAUGUUAGAACUAAGUCUAAGAGAGAGUUGCUCUAUAUAUUAUUAAAGACGAGACGUUAUACUAUAUAUUGCCUUAGUAAAAUAUUCAACAUUUAUUGCUUUAUUAAAUUUUAAAAACUGUGAUCAGAACUUUUGGU
Molecule: messenger RNA, 1276 nt
Organism: Rotaria sp. Silwood1
Lineage: Eukaryota; Metazoa; Rotifera; Eurotatoria; Philodinida; Philodinidae
Source: the annotation of a GenBank genome assembly